Durusdinium trenchii is the source of this 705-nucleotide messenger RNA. Lineage: Eukaryota; Dinophyceae; Suessiales; Symbiodiniaceae. The record is from the annotation of a GenBank genome assembly.
AUGCACUUGUUCCUAGUAGCGUCCACUGUUCCUAGUAGUAAGGCCAGGAGCCCCGUUCAUAGCGUCCGCUCAGUUCCGGAGUUUGCGCCACCCCGGAGGUUGGUGGAGAAUUGGCCGGAUGAAGGCGCACACGUGUACUUUGGACAGGCCCUCGCGUUCGGCUUUGACAAGAAAGGACAGCCAAUUCAGAUCCAAAAUGGUGGAUUGGCUGGCUGGAGAUUUGCAGAGCUUCUUCGACAUGUUGGCGGGCGAGAAAAAGUGGUCAAGAGUUUGAUCCGAUUUCAGGAGCUUCAGGCGGCUCGCAUGGAAGAGUCUUCCCGUCGUUUGGGGCGGCCCAUUACCAAGCAGGUGGUCAUCACCAAUGCGGCGGGCAUGCCUCUACGUCCACAUCCUCAGGCCGUCGCCACUUUCAAGGACUUCCUCUUUAUCAGUUCUCGCUAUUAUCCCGAGUCAUUGGCCGUGCUCUUCAUUGUCAACGCACCGGUCUUCUUCGUGGCGUUCUACCGGCUCAUUCAGUCCUGGCUGGAUCCGGUGACAGCCUCGAAGAUCCAAGUCUUAGGUAGCAACUUCCAACAUAAGUUGCUGGAACACAUCGAUGCGGAUCAGCUCCCAAUCACCUACGGGGGGCACGGUGGACUUCGACAUUCUGGGAGAGACCUGGAGCCGGGAGGAGCCUUCGAGAAAAAACCGGCGCCUUCUUUGUAG